This is a messenger RNA of Zea mays, 2035 nucleotides long. RefSeq lists its product as uncharacterized. The transcript has 6 exons. The record is from RefSeq and is a predicted model, not a curated record. Lineage: Eukaryota; Viridiplantae; Streptophyta; Magnoliopsida; Poales; Poaceae. Bases 502 to 1362 code for a protein of 286 amino acids.
CCGCAAAACUCACAAAAUCACUCUUUGGGCAAAACGAGCAACAUCAUUUACAAUACAAAAUGUGUAUGACCCAAUUAGCAAAAAGCCAAUUCUUGCUCUUUUUGUUGGUUGCCUACCUAAAUUCUACAAAGGUAAAUACCUACUGCAACUACAAAUUUUUAUCACAAUAUACACUUCACACAUCACACAAAGAAAAGAUAUUAGAGAUUACAAUUCUAAACAAUACCAGGUGUUUACUUAAGUGGUGGUGCGGCUUGACAUUGGUAUUUCAAUCCCGCAAUACCUGAAGCUGAAGCGUACCAAAAUAGGUUAAAAAACACCAAAGUUAUUUUUUAUUUAUGUCAUCUUCUAUUCACAUCACACUAUAGUAUAACAAAGUAUUAUGCUUACAGACAUGGUGGUGAAACAAUUCAGCUGCACCUUCCUACACAACCGGAACAUGCACUACAAACCUUCCAACCUCCAACAAUAGAACAUAAAACUCUGGAGCAACUCCUGACAAUGAACCCAUAUGAUUACCCAGACACGAGAUAUGAAUGCACAGUGACAGUCACCGAAAUAGAUACAUCAAACACAUGGUGGUAUCCAUCAUGCACAAAAUGCGGCCGAAAAACAACUCCACAUAAUACAGCAUAUUAUUGUGAUUUGUGUAAAUGGGAUGGCUACAAAUUCAAAUACAAGCUCAAAUUUCGAGCAUCAGAUGCAACAGCCAUAGCACAAAUGUUUUGCUUUGAUAACAUAGCACGAUAUAUUGUUGGCAAAUCUUGCGAAGUUAUCUUACGAUCUACAAAUGCAGCGACACCAAUUCCUCCAGAUUUAGCUCAGAUUGUUUCACUGAAAUUCACCUUUAGAGUAAUACCAGAUGACAGUUCUUUCGAUAACCAAGACCAGGUCCCCAUUGCCCUUCGCAUCAUCUCUAUAACUGUAGCGCAUGGUAGACAACAUGCACUACCAUUGAAGCCAACCAAUAUCAUAGAAGGUACAUCAACACCACAGAACAAGUUACAACUGCAGUUAAUCGAGAACUCACCAUCAAAUCCUUUUCAAAAUUUAUCCACAAGUACUCCACCACCCAUACAGGCUGCAAGGAAGCUAAUAUAUCCACCGCUCAGUAACCCCCUCACAUAUCAACAUACUCCCAAGUCUGAUGGCGAAGAAGAAAUUACAGAGCAAACAAUGGACACCAGUCAAAUCAAAGGAAAAAAAGUAUGCCCUCAUUCGAAUCUCCUCCAAAAAGGUUCAAGAAAGGAAGCUUACAUAUCCAAAGCAAUGAUGACGAUGUCCAGGAGAACUAAACACAGAUGUUUAGAGCACCAAAUUUUCUUGCUUUUGACACGAUGUCUUCUACAAACUUUGGUGUAAUCCGAUCUAAAACGUAUUUACCUGCCAAAGUCCCUACGAACUUUCUUUUGAUGUAAACAAUAUAUCCAUGCCGAAACAAAUACUACAACUAGAAAGGCAUGUAGCUAUAGUUCUGACAUGCCAUCUUUUGCGAUCUUUAGGACCAAUAUUCUGGUGCCUCAACAAAUAUGUAUAUAUAACUAGGAAUUUGCUAUCAACUAUGGUUAGCUUACAACCCACUGUAAUAUAACACAUCCAAUCUGGACGUGAUCCUAUAUUUGCAUAUCCCAACUUUUCAGUGGUACAAACAUAUUCGUGCUUGCAUAUUUUUUCAUUCAUAUUACAUACCGUCUUCUACACAUAUAUUACUAAGAUACACAUUGCUUAUAUACACCCACAACAUCAAUUUACUUAAUGUCUAUAUACAUCAAAUCAGCUAUUCAAUUAUGUUAUAAAAAACUCGCGCAAGGCGCGAGCAAGUUUCUAGUAGGAAUAAUAGUGCACCGAAACCAGAUUGACCAUCUUCGUCCACCGCCCACUCGAGCUUGGAAAAUCACACUAAAGGCUAGUUUAUAAACCCCAUUUUUUCAAGGGAUUUUCGUUUUCCUAAGGGUUGAUUUGGUGACAAAGGGAUCACGGGAGGAUUGUAGGGGAUUGAGGAGGAAAUAAACUAAUUUCUCCCUCAAUCCCCUCC